CAGGGCCCUGUGGCAAGGACCAGGGAGGGCAGCGCCCAGGCUGGCGUGCUGGGCUGGGCUGGGGCUGGGGGCUGGGGGAGGUGGCCAGGAGGCUGGACCUGUGGCAGCUCAGCCAGCACAUUGGCCAAGGCCCAGUCCUCCCUCCCUUGGCUCCACUCAGAGCCCUCGCCCCUGGCUACCCCGGGUUGCUUCUCCUUGCCCAGGCGGACCCAGAGCCGGCUGCUGCUGGGCAGUUGGGGCUGGGGGCAGGGGCCCACGGGGCCAGCCACUCCAGCCGUCUCCUGCGAGCCAACAGGGCAGAGAGAUGGGGCGCCCCCCGGACCCCCACAGCACCCUGGUCCCGGUGAGAACCACGGCUGCACCCGGGCUCACACCAGACCUCGUCGCCGGCCUCCCCUGGCUCCACUGGGCACCCAUUGCUGUGGCUGUUGUUGCUGGCAUCCUCGUCGUUUCCUGUCUCCUCUGUGCCAUCUGCUGCUGCUGCCGCCACGGCCACCGCCACGGGAAGAAGCCCAGAGACAAGGAGGCUGUGGGCCUGGGCAGCCUCCCCGGCACCACCACCACCCACCUGGUGCAGCCAGAUAUGGAUAACGAGGGGGACCCCAAGCCAUGGGGGCGCCUGCUGCUGUCCCUGCAGUACGACUUCGGAAGCCAAGAGAUCAGGGUGGGCCUCAAGCAGGCGGCGGACCUGAGACCUGGUGGCCCUGGCGGCACGGCGGACCCCUACGCCCGCGUCAGCCUCUCCACGCAGGCGGGGCGCUGGCACGAGACGCGGGUGCACCGUGGCACACUCUGCCCGGUGUUCGACGAGACCUGCUGCUUCCAUGUGUCACCAGCCGAGCUGCCGCGGAGCAGCCUGCAGGUGCAGGUGCUGGAUUUCAGGCGUUUCUCCCGCCACGAGCCGCUGGGCUCACUCAGCCUGCCGCUGGGCGCCGUCGACCUGCAGCACGUCCUGGAGCUCUGGCACCAGCUUGGCCCGCCAGGCACCGCCGAGCCUGAGCAGACUGGGGACCUGUGCUUCUCCCUCCAGUACGCGCCUGGUUCAGGCCGGCUCACCGUAGUCGUGCUGGAGGCCCGAGGCCUGAGCCCAACGCUGGCAGAUCCUUACGUGAAGAUCCAGCUCAUGCUGAACCAGAGGAAGUGGAAGAAGAGGAAGACGCAGGCCAGGAAGGGCCCGGCUGCCCCCUACUUCAACGAGGCCUUUGCCUUCCUCGUGCCCGUCAGCCAGGUCCAGAGCGUGGAUCUGGUGCUGGCUGUCUGGGCCCGGGGCCCACAGUUCCGGGCCGAGCCUGUGGGCAAGGUGCUGCUGGGCGCCCGGGCCUCUGGUCAGCCCCUCCAGCACUGGGCGGACAUGCUGGCCCAUCCCCGGCGGCCCAUCACCCAGUGGCAUCACCUGCGGCCUGCCAGGGAGGUGGACCGGGCCCUGGCCCUGCAGCCCCGCUUGCGCCUGCCCCUGCCUGGCUCCUGAAACCUCCCCCGGGCCCCCGUC
This is a messenger RNA of Equus quagga, 1489 nucleotides long. It is a transcript of the gene SYT8, whose product is annotated as synaptotagmin 8. NCBI's taxonomy places the organism in Eukaryota, Metazoa, Chordata, Mammalia, Perissodactyla, Equidae. Gene Ontology annotation, cellular component: synaptic vesicle membrane; dense core granule; axon. Gene Ontology annotation, molecular function: calcium ion binding; syntaxin binding; calcium-dependent phospholipid binding. Gene Ontology annotation, biological process: regulation of dopamine secretion; calcium ion-regulated exocytosis of neurotransmitter; cellular response to calcium ion. The transcript has 8 exons. The record is from RefSeq and is a predicted model, not a curated record. The coding region runs from base 305 to 1468 and encodes 387 amino acids.